Elephantulus edwardii (Cape elephant shrew) is the source of this 582-nucleotide messenger RNA. It is a transcript of the gene CUNH6orf141, whose product is annotated as chromosome unknown open reading frame, human C6orf141. The record is from RefSeq and is a predicted model, not a curated record. The transcript has a single exon. The coding region runs from base 1 to 582 and encodes 193 amino acids. NCBI's taxonomy places the organism in Eukaryota, Metazoa, Chordata, Mammalia, Macroscelidea, Macroscelididae.
AUGGAGACUACCGGGGCCCGUGGAGCCCCGUGCUCUGCGGGCUCGCGCCACCGCCCCGGGCGCGCUGAGUUCUUCCUGCGCGAGCGAGGGCGCGGGGCUCCCCAGGCCGCGGGCGCCCCCAAUCCGGUCAAGGUGAGGGCCAGCGGAAGCAGGGGCAUUGCCCUACAGGACCAGUCAGCAGACGGGGCCCCAGCACCACCGGCCGGAGAGAACCCGGAGGACUGCGAGUCCUGGGUUCGGGAGAAAGUGCUCUUCCUUCUACAUCCGGAGAGGUGGCUGGGGACGCCUGCGGACCUUGUGCGAGAAGAGGUGGCUGGUGGGGACGACCUGCCCCCGGAGGACGGAGACGACGCGGGGCUCAACUGCUCCAGAAAACGGCGGGUUUCUAGCAACUACUUAGACCCUCGUUCCGGAGCUCGGCGGGGGGACCCCACAACCCCACCGGGGUCUGUGCUCGUGCGGGUCGUGGACUAUCAGGUGACAGAGGAAGUGCAGCAGACCGAGUGGACCAAGGGCUGCAUGACCACGAGGACCGAGGAGCGCUCCAUGACCGCCGUCACUUUUCGCACCAACAGGAUGUAA